GCAAUCUUGGCCACUCUGCUGGGUCAGCCUCAUCAUUAAAAUGACAAGUGUCCCUCUUCUACAUCCACCAAGCGUGGUCAUGUAAGGUACAUGUACAUUACUGUGUCAGACGCUGAUAGUCAUAUCACAGUCCACAAGCUGUGUAACAGGUAUAAGGCAUUCAGACGUCCACUCAUCGCCACGUGCUUAGAAUAAGAUUGAUAUAACUUGGCGCAGAAAAGCGUAUCUUUAUUAUGGCAAGACAUUUCCAAAUCUGCCUCCUUCUCUUGGCUUGUCUUGUAGCAGGAGUUUUCUCGGCACCCCGCCACACAGGGCGGGUCACCCCUAUUGAGGCCGGGACCCGGUAUGUUACCCGCGAGCUCCAGGCACCUGUGCCGGGCGGGAAGGGGUCCUACAUCGCUAGUCUGUGUAAUUCAUUUGCCGGGAAAGAUGUCGUGGUCAGCAUAGUGUUGGAGAGAAACCCGUGGUGGACUGUGGCCCUCGGUGUGGUCAACUUUACUGUGACGGCUGCUCCAGUGUCAGGCUCUCUGGAAGCGACGGUAUUAUGCCAGAACUGGCCGGCUGACCAACCCAACCCUUCUCCUAACUGCACUGUCAAAGGCUGGAACGCCUCAAACGACCUCUAUCUGAACACUAUUGCGUCAAAUGUCGGGGAUGUUUCAUUCUCCGCUAUUGUCGACUUUGCCACGCCCGAAGAGUCUGCUAAGGUGUUCACUUACACUCCGAAGACUGUCAACCUUAAGGAGCACCUGGCAGCAGGACCCGUGUACCUUGACCAAGUGGUUCACCUGGCGGUCCCUUUCAAAGUGAUCUACGGCCAGUCUCUCACCCUCGAAGUCACCUUCUGCCCCAAUACCCAGACCACCAAUAAAUACCAUAUAGACAGUACGGUGUUUGGGAUGGGCAGCGACGACUCCUUCGCCCAGUACGUGUGCAAAAUGCUCCCGUGUGAUGACCAUCAGGAUGUUAUUGCCAGCAAUCCAUACCAGCUGCCCCUGAACAGUGUCUCAGUGUCCACUACCACUGGGGAUUUGACCACUCUGUAUGUGACCGUAGUUGGCUGGGGAGGGGAGUAUGAUGACAGCGUGCACACAUAUGUGGGCUCAUUUAUGUACGGUGCGACGUUGGCAGUUCAACCAACAAACGUCCUUGAAAGGAAAUUGAAAUACAUCCCAUAUUAGUCAUGGACAGUUCCUCUCUACAACUUAAGGCACAAACAAGUUUUAGCUACUUUCACCACACUACAUAUUAGUAUCUUUGAUGAGAAGGAACAAUCUGAGUAAAACAGUAUUAAAAUAAAAAUGGUUUUUGGUAUAUUGAUUUAAUAGACUAAAGCCCCCUUUACACUGGACGGCGUCCUUUCUGCGUCCAGCAGUACGGCCC
Molecule: messenger RNA, 1383 nt
Organism: Lingula anatina
Lineage: Eukaryota; Metazoa; Brachiopoda; Lingulata; Lingulida; Lingulidae
Source: RefSeq, a predicted model, not a curated record